AGGCCAUUGACACACGUGGUUGUGUAGUUGCAACGUCGCGAGCAGAAACAUGGUGGACCCAACGACCACCGACAGCUACGACGGUGGUGCGAUGACCAGCUGUGUGUGUCGAGAGGGCUUUGAUCCGAGGCGCUUUAUGCUCGAGUGUGCCUACUGCGAGCACUGGUUUCAUGGCGUGUGUGUGCAGUUAAAUGAAGAGAAAGCGUUUGCGAUCGCCAAGUAUGCAUGUCCAGCUUGUACCAACAAGGGCUGCCAAACCAAAUAUGUGGCAGAUCCAAAGCCGUCCUUGGACCCGUCUCUCUUGCCGCUGCCUCGCCAGUUUGCCUCCCUCAACAUCAAGCAAGUCCUCGCAGGACCAUCGCCAUCCAGCGUCGACAAGGCCAGCGCCAAGUUCCAUCAAAUGCUUGAAUGCGGCAUGUACGCUCGAUCUGGCGUCCGCCGUGUCGCCGGCGCGAGUGUCACCGCAGCGUUUAUCCACGCCAACGGGUUCCACGAACCGAUCGUGACCGACGACACGAUGGGCGCCGUGCCUGGGCUCCGCGUGCCCGACUCUUCAAUCCACGUCGACGACCUGCCCAACAUUCUAGCCGCGGCCAAGCUGAUCAAAACCAUCGACUUGUCCAGCCAAGUUCCCCGACAAUUGACGUAUACGGACGUGACGUCCAUAUGCAACGACGGCGACUCGUGGUGUGGCAACGUCGAGUUUCCUGUUAUCGACACCCCGUUGGAGUACCAGAUCUCGCCGCCCCAGCUCGUGCUCGACUUGGACUGGUUCCAGAGUUCCCGAGCGGAAACUGGCGGCGCGUCGUUCAACCCCAACACGUACAUCGCCAUGUACUCUGCACAUUCGUUCAAGGACUUUUGCAUGAGCCCCAACGGAUCGUCGACGUGGCUCCAUCACUUGUACGGUCCGGCGCUGACGGUGUACCUGGUACCGCCGACCCCGACCCACGUCGACAAGUUCAUCGAGUGGUGUGUGAGUUCGGCUCGAGCCGCCGUGCACUUUGCAGACCUGACCGACAAGUGCAUCAAAAUCGACGUUCUGCCCUCGUCGUCGCUGCUGAUUCCAGCCUCGUGGAUGUACAGUCUGUACGUACCGGCCACCGCCACCGCCAUGACGACGACGGGGCCAGAAACGAAUGUUGUGUCGACGUUGCAGUCAUCGCCAUCGCCGCCGCAGCAGCAUCCCCCCUCGACGGCAGCGGUGUUCUUGACGGGGUAUUUCUUUCACGGGUUCAGCAUGAAGGAGCAAGUGCGGGUGCUUGAAGUGGAGCAGACUGUCGCGCGCAAGGCGAGUGCCACCGGCCGCCCCCCCAUGUGGCCGAUGGUCACGUCCGCCGCGCAAUUUCCCGCGCCGUCCCCCGAGAUGCUCAAGACAUGGGUGUGGCCCGCGGUGCAGCGGUUCAUCGGGCGCCUCAAGCGGCUGCAAGUGCUCACCGAGUGGGAAACCCUCGGACUGUUGCACAUUUUGCCGCUUUUGCGGCACUGCGACCUCCCCAACCAGGGCGACUCGACCGUCGAUGCGUUGCAGGCGCUCCUGGGGGUCAAGGACCCUUCUCUUGGCGGCGCGUCGACACCUGUGGCCACGUCCAUGGCUUCGAAGGGCAAAGCCAAGAAAGCCACGACGCCAUCGUCACAGCUGUCCUCGAUGGGACCCCCCCAUCCCCCCCCCGGCGCCCCCCCUUCGUCGUCGCUGGUCGCUGCGUCCGAUUCGUUUUUGAAACAACGCGAUAAGAAAGUAUGCAAAUGCCACUUGAAAAAGUGCGUCAAUUGCCGCAACUGCACCAAACGGCACUGUAUCUGCGGCACCCCCCCGCCCCCCUUGUCCACAUCUUUGUUGGUCGGAGGAGGACUUGCUGGCGGUGGUGGUGUGAACCUCCCGUCCAAGAAAGCGACGUUGGUGCUCGGGGACAAGAAGGCCAAGAAAAAGCCACCACCGACCCCAGCAACGACGAUAGAAUCAACUUCGACUGGGCCGCCCAUGGCGUUGUCGGCGGUGCCAUAUCGCCCACCCCCGCAACUUGCUCUACAACACACGGACACGGCGCAGUCGCUGCCCCCGUCAGGGGGAGCGCUUGCCCCGUGGGCGACAGACGACGACCCGCACGAUGCGUCGUCGAUGUGGGACCACGACAUGCACCAGUCGUUCUUUUCUGCGACAGAGCUUGGCCUCAACAUGCCCGGGGCGCUCGAGCUCGACGACGCGUUCGGAAUCAUCGACAUGGUGGAGAGCUCGUCGCUGUUUUCAGGGUACCCCCCCCAUCCUCCUCCUCAUCCUGACGCGGCCAGGGUGUCCCCCACCGCGAUCAAACGAGAAUAUGACGGUGAAGAAGGCGGCGGUGGCGGGUCGACGUCUUCGUUCUCGGCACCCCCCCCAUCAUCCACGCAACUAGGGGGGGGGCUGCAUCCCCACUCGUCGUUCUUGUUCGACCCGACAUCGGCGGCAUCGGCCGACUUGUACGACAGCGAAAAGGAAGGAGUCAAGGACUUUGGCGACAUGACCCCCGACGGCGACGGCUCGCAGCGCCAUCGUGCGUCCUGCCACCGCUGCGGCAACCUCCGCAAGAAGAACGUGCGGUGCCUCGGGUGCCCGCACAUUUUCUGUCAAAAGUUGUGCCCAUUCUCAUCAAAGGUCGUCGUGCGUGUGCUCAUAUCCCAAGUGCGUGUAGGUGUGCGGAGAAGAUGGUAGAAGAGCACGGCCCCCAGACGUUUAUCGGCGGAUGCCCCGUCUGCAAAGAGAUGUGUUGCUGUGGCAAAAACAGGUCCACCGUCUGCCGCCGCAAGUUUCACUGCUACAAGAAGUGCCCAGCUACGAAGCGGUGCAAUUUGCUCUCGGACGAAGCAAUGAAACUUCGGGGAGAUGACGCCGACUCGUUCAAGGACGAUGACAUGCUCAUGGAGUUCAACAUACACGACGACGACCUCGACGGCAGCGACAUCAUGGCGAUGCCGCCGUCGCUGGCCGACAAUCCGUACCAUGUGCCGCCGCACCCGUCGUCGUCGCUCAGCGAGUGCGAUUUUGACAUGGACUUGGGGGACUUGGACUAGUUACUGUACUAGUUGAUUCUGGGUAUAUAUUGUCCUUUUACCCAAUAUUUGGACUUCGCCAAAUCUAUCGAUCGAUACUUUAUCAUCACUUUACUGUUAGUCGUCCAUGAUCACACUAAUUUCAGUCACACA
Messenger RNA from Aphanomyces astaci, 3180 nucleotides. RefSeq lists its product as hypothetical. The record is from RefSeq and is a predicted model, not a curated record. NCBI's taxonomy places the organism in Eukaryota, Oomycota, Saprolegniomycetes, Saprolegniales, Verrucalvaceae. The transcript is spliced from 7 exons. Gene Ontology annotation, molecular function: histone demethylase activity; transcription coregulator activity. Bases 50 to 2689 code for a protein of 879 amino acids. Gene Ontology annotation, biological process: regulation of transcription by RNA polymerase II; protein demethylation.